AUGUUAUGUCUAGAUAAAAAGCUUCCAUCAGCCCCAAACGAUCCUAAUUUUCCAAAUGUUCCAAUAGCUUUAACCGUGACAUCUCGUGGUGAUAAACUUUUACGUUCUGAUACUGGACCAGGUAAUACCACCAUACAAUUAUGUCUAAGAAUUUUUC
This is a messenger RNA of Didymodactylos carnosus, 157 nucleotides long. Lineage: Eukaryota; Metazoa; Rotifera; Eurotatoria; Philodinida; Philodinidae. The record is from the annotation of a GenBank genome assembly.